Messenger RNA from Thlaspi arvense, 1884 nucleotides. NCBI's taxonomy places the organism in Eukaryota, Viridiplantae, Streptophyta, Magnoliopsida, Brassicales, Brassicaceae. The record is from the annotation of a GenBank genome assembly.
AUGCUCAAGCAAUCAAGUGUCGUCGAUGUGUUGCUUCUUCUGCUUGCGAUCGCUGUUCUCGCGACGCCGGCGUUCUCCGAUCUGGUUUUAUCCAAAGUCGAACGUCGUAUCGAUGUGACCUCACAGUUUGCUCGCGUUACCAAGACCCUUAAGGUCGUAAACUCUGGCUCUGAAUCAGUUUCCGAGUUUACUUUGACAUUCCCAAAGUUUCUUGGGAACAACUUGGCAUAUUUAUCGGUUGCACAUAGCGAAGGAAAAGGGAAAUCUAAACGCCCUUUGGUCAAUCUCUCUGUGGAAGCAGCUAAUCCCAAAGGAAUGCCCGAUUCGAUCAGUUUCUACACAGUUGCAUUACCCAAACCACUCAGUAAAGGCGAGACCUUGACGUUAGAGGUAGUUGCUGCAUUCACCAAUGUGCUUCAGCCAUUUCCUGAGAAGAUAAGCCAAGGUGAUGUCCAUCUUGUUAUGCUCCAAGAAAGCGCACAGUAUCUCUCUCCUUACGCGGUCGAGUCUCAGUCAUUGUCUAUCAAACUACUACCCAAUGCCAGAAUCGAAUCUUACACCAACUUGGAGAACACGAAGCUACAGGGGUCAGAGAUCAAAUAUGGCCCGUACAAGAAUCUACCACAGUACUCAUACUCUCCCAUAGUUGUCCACUUUGAGAGCAAGGCUGCAUUUGCUGUGGCAGAGAAGCUCGUGCGAGAAAUUGAAGUGUCUCAUUGGGGGAACGUGCAGGUCACCGAGCAUUACAAUAUCGUUCACCGAGGAGCUCAACUCAAGGGAGAGUUUUCAAGGUUAGAAUUUCAAGACAGACCUAAUCCACGAGGAGCAUCUGCCUUUAGGCAUUUACUUGCUAGAUUACCACCCAGAGCCCAUUCCAUAUACUACAGGGAUGAUAUUGGCAAUAUCUCCACGUCUCAGAUGCAAAGUGAUUCGAAAAAGACAGAGCUACUAAUUGAGCCUCGGUUUCCAUUGUUUGGUGGGUGGAAAACAUUUUUCACGAUUGGUUAUGGUUUGCCACUUAGUGACUUUUUGUUUGCAUCGGAAGGGAAACGUUUCCUCGACAUAUCCUUUGGCUCCCCUAUGCUCGACCUUGUCACUGAACAUCUUAUUGUACAGCUUAGAAUUGAUGUGGAUGCAGAUGAAGAUGAGGUGGUCUUACCUGAGGGUUCGAAGGAUAUAUCAGUUAUCACUCCAUUUGCUGUCAAGCAGUCACAAGAGAUCAAAUAUUCGCACUUAGAUAUAGCUGGUAGACCAGUUGUUGUGCUUGAGAAGAACAACGUUGUCCCUGAUCACAAUCAGAAGAUUCAGGUCUACUAUAAGUUCAGCAACAUCAAUCUGCUGAGUGAGCCAUUGAUGCUAAUCUCUGGAUUUUUUGUUUUGUUCAUCACCUGCAUCAUAUACACGCGGGCUGACUUUUCAAUCUCCAAGUCCUCUGCUGCAUAUUUGGCGAAACUCCAAUGGGAUGAGGUCCUAGCAACACUACAGGAAGUCCAAAGUAUCAUCCAAAAAUGCUUAGCUACACAUGAUAAGCUCGAAGCAUCAUUGCGUGAUCUCUCAAGAACCGGUGACAUUCAAACCUGCAAAGCAGCUCGCAAAUCCUAUGACAGUUUACUGAAAGAUCUUUCGAAAGAACUGAAACCUUUACUGGCUUCAUUACAAUCUUCCCCAUCAGCCUCUCAAAUAUCUCCAAAGGUCGAAGAGCUAGUUGCGAAAGAGAAAGAGCUUCAAGAGAAACUGAUGGCCAAACAUACAACUGUUGUUGAAGGGUACGAGAAGAAAUCCUCAGGGCGCGAUAUCGAAAACCGGAUCGCUUCUCAGCAGCAGAAGAUCAUUGCUUUGAGGCAAGACGUAGAAGAUCUUCUAGAAUUCAUUGAUGAGAUCUAG